AUGGCGGUCGUCCUGCAUUUUGAGACGCAUCCUUUCUACAGCGACAACGAAGCACAAGCCGUCUCCUUCUAUACCCGUUCUGCAAGUGACUCCAGCACCAAGUUUGCGGCGGAUGGAAUAGCUAGAACGGAAGUGCUGCAGGCGACCUGCCUGUUAGCAAUGAGAAACAUCCUCUGUACGUACAUGGUCGACACUGAAGACGGAAUUGCCACUGACCAGCAGCAUUCAGCGGGCCAAUUGGACAAAGCUUGGAUGAUGAUUGGCUCUGCAGGACGACUGUUUCUACUUCGCAAGCAGACUAUAGCUGAAGUUGAUCGUUUGCUUGAGGAAGACCUGUCGCGCUGCUUUUGGAGCAUCUAUCUUCUUGAACGCACCUUCAGCAGCAACGCUGUCCAGCUCUCCGACACGAAUAGUCCCAGGCGACCUCCAAGCGCGUGCCUGCCACCAACUAUUGCUUCAACCGGCAAUGGGACCCAUUCUCCUGAUUUUCUGGAUGACAACAAUCCUGUCAGAGACCUCGGCAUCAACUACUACUACCUCGAUCUGGCAGGAGUCUGGGGCAAACUUCUCAUCCAUUUGCAAGAGCUCCGGAACGGCAAGGUCGAAGAGUCUUGGACCUCCGAGUCGACGUAUGCAAGGCUCCAGGUUGCACUAUACGAACGCGACACUCGGCUCUGCACGAAACAUCUGCUCCGCCACACAAAUUUCGGUUCCCGCACCAAAGAGGAGCUCUCCGCCCACCGACAGUACUGGCACCCUUGGCUUGCCAUGCAAUUGUUCUCUCACGCAAUUCCCGCCAUACUCAACCACCCCUUCAUUCAUCUGAGUGCGUUGCGAGACGGUCCUGGCGGUGCAGCACGAUCACGCUUCUUUCUACAGCAGACGGUCGACACAGCUUUGCUCCACUCUGCGUGGGUUGCGCGCUUGCUGCAGAUGUGCGACGAGCUUGGUUUCGAGAUCCACAGUCCCCUCAUUGGCGAUGUCGUUGCAUCCACAGCCACGGUGGCCUGGUUGUUCCAGUUUACAGGAGAUGCCAAAACAAGGACCACGGCGAUGGAAAAUUUCAAGACGUUCCAGACCGUGCUGUCUCGCUUGUCGGUCUCAUGGCCGAACCUAUCUACCAAGGUCGAACUCCUUCGCGCCCUGCAAACGAUAAGCGAUGAGAAAGCCCGCGAAAGCACGGAAUCAUCGAGAUCCAUUUCUUUCCCACCAAUGAUCCUCUGGGACAUUCUGGCUCCGCUGCCUGGACAGGACACCAUGGGAGCGGUGACACAGACUCGAGAUACGACACAGCGCGAGCAUACAGUGGACACCAGGCUACGUGUGCGAACGCAGUAUACGCAUCCUCUGACAGAAAACCGCGCAGCAGCAGCAGCAGCACCUGCUGUUGUCGCCGACAGCUUUGCCGAAGAUGUCGCCGUGCCUGGCACACAGAUUGUUGAACUUGCAGAGCUGUCGAUCAACGACCUGCUCACGCAGUUCCCGGAACAGGAUUUUUUCUAUCCUGGCUACAAUCAGAGCACCAUGUGA
Molecule: messenger RNA, 1530 nt
Organism: Fonsecaea multimorphosa CBS 102226
Lineage: Eukaryota; Fungi; Ascomycota; Eurotiomycetes; Chaetothyriales; Herpotrichiellaceae
Exons: 2
Coding region: 1-1530 (509 amino acids)
Cellular component (GO): nucleus
Source: RefSeq, a predicted model, not a curated record